AUGGAGAAGCUGCUAGACUACUUGCACUGUGGAGAAGAGGAGAAAUUCAAUUAUGCCACCUUCAUGCUUCAAGGCAAGGCAGACAGAUGGUGGAAAGGAGUUAAACGAGCAACGACCCCUCGAGCUAGGGCACUAUAUGUCACCUGGGAGCGAUUCAAAGAACUCAGUCUUAUGCAGUUAAGGCAAAUCGGGGACAUGACUGUAACCCAGUACGAAGAUGCUUUCAACCGACUAAUCAGGUACAUGCCCAUUUAUGAAGGAGAUGAAAGGAUCAAAGCCCAAAAGUUCUUAGGGGGGCUAAAUCUAAGGCUUCAGCGGGCCUUGAGCAGUAUAAGUACUCAAUCUUAUACAGAAGUGGUGCUGCAAGCUGUCACAACUAAGGCUAAUCUGAGUCGGAUCGAAGCCAUUCAAGGAGAAAGUCAGCAAGCAAGUAAUCAAAGAGCAGGCAAGAAGUUGGACCUCAAGAGGCCUAAGUUCAAGCCUAGCAAUCCAUGCACCAGAUGCCAGAAGCAACACCCCGGGAGGCCGUGCUGGAUAGGAAAGAAAGGUUGCUACAACUGCGGAGAAGAGGGACAUGUCAACCAGAACUGCCCUAAGAAAGGAAUCACUUGUUUUAACUAUUAG
Messenger RNA from Diospyros lotus (date-plum), 624 nucleotides. RefSeq lists its product as uncharacterized. The record is from RefSeq and is a predicted model, not a curated record. The coding region runs from base 1 to 624 and encodes 207 amino acids. The transcript has a single exon. Gene Ontology annotation, molecular function: zinc ion binding; nucleic acid binding. Lineage: Eukaryota; Viridiplantae; Streptophyta; Magnoliopsida; Ericales; Ebenaceae.